Messenger RNA from Apaloderma vittatum (bar-tailed trogon), 1088 nucleotides. RefSeq names its product mitochondrial ribosomal protein L37 (gene MRPL37). The annotation marks the transcript as partial. The record is from RefSeq and is a predicted model, not a curated record. Gene Ontology annotation, molecular function: structural constituent of ribosome. Gene Ontology annotation, cellular component: mitochondrion; ribosome. NCBI's taxonomy places the organism in Eukaryota, Metazoa, Chordata, Aves, Trogoniformes, Trogonidae. The transcript is spliced from 6 exons. Gene Ontology annotation, biological process: translation.
AAAUAACGUGUUUUCUCGGUGUGUUUUUGUGUGUGUUUGAAGGAGUUCGGCAAGCCCAGUGGCUCACCAAGACGAAGCGGGUGGAAGGCUUGCCUCCACCGGUGCUAAGCAUCAUUAACAACCCUGCUCACCAGCUCGAGGACCACGAGGAGAGGGUGAAACACGCAAUCUCGCAUGCACGGCUCUGGGACACAACAGAAGUUGCUCCCAAGAGAGAACAGUAUUGCCCAGUACUCUUUGAAGACUUGAUACAUUUAUGUCGGUUAAUGUGCAUGAAGUAUCCUGCUCUGGCUAAGAGAAUGUUGGCUAGAAACUACAAGAUAUCCGCUGCAUGGGAAAGAGAAUCCAUUCUCCUUCAGGUCCGUGGCCUGAAUGGAAUACUUAUGAACUCAAUGGCCCCAAUACCACCAGUAGCUUCCGAGGAAGAGAUACUGGCCACUGAAGAACACGUUCUUGAGACCUUCUAUCCCAUCUCUCCUACAAUUGAUCUUCAGGAAGUGAAGGUGUACAGAGAGCUGAAUGAUACAGGUUUCAGAGAUGGUUAUCCGUACUCUCAUCCUCACACUCUGUUCUUCCUGGAAUCGGCCAACAUUCGUCCUGACAGGUUCAGACCAGAACAGCUUCGUGCUAAAAUGCUGAUGUUUGCUUUUGGCAACGCGCUGGCAAAGGCAAAGGUGCUGUACGGGAAUGAACCCAAGGUUUUGGAGCAGCCAGUAGUGGUGCAAAGCAUUGGCACAGACGGCCAGCUCUUCCAGUUCAUGGUGUUCCAGUUAAAUACAACAGACCUUGUCUCUAGCGAUGGCAUAAAGAAUCUAGUCUGGAUUGAUUCUGAUCAGAAACUGUACGAAAGAGCCCAGUGUGUUCCAGAAGUCAAGAAGAGAGUUGUUACGAAGCCCACUGGAAUAUAUGGCUUUCAGCCAGACACAUUCAAGAAGUUUCUGGCACUGUAUCUGCAUGGGACUGUGUGAAAUUUCAGCUCAGAUGAAAAUACUUCCCCAACUGUACCUGCUGCUUCUCUUUGCCAGAACCAUCCUAUAAUUAAAGAAAGGUGGAUUAAUUUACUUGAAAAAAUAAAUUAUAUUGUUACU